AUGGACAAAACAAAAAAAGCAAGUCAUUUGGAUGAUAUGGUCGAAAAUAUUCGUGACAGUCUCAACAUUGCAUUGUUUGGAAAAAAUGAGCUGUCAACCACGAAAACUGGUAGUGUGGUUCUAUCUGACGCCACAUUGGGACAUAUAGAGAACACUAUUUGUCGGGUUCUGACCACAAACUUGAAGCAAGAGGAUCUGUUAUUGGAACGCAUUGAACUUCAAGAGGUUAAGAUGAAACAUUUGGAGAAACAACGGUCAUCCGCUGCGAUACAACAUCAGCAAGAAAUUGAGCUGACAAAGCGAGAAUAUGAAACUCGGUAG
Echinostoma caproni is the source of this 321-nucleotide messenger RNA. The record is from the annotation of a GenBank genome assembly. Lineage: Eukaryota; Metazoa; Platyhelminthes; Trematoda; Plagiorchiida; Echinostomatidae.